AUGGGAGGCGUCAUCCUCCUGACAGGCAAGGAAUCGGUGACCUUCAAGGAUAUAGCAAUAGACUUCACCCAGGAAGAGUGGGCCCUGCUGGACACAUCCCAGAGAAAACUGUUCAGAGAUGUGAUGCUGGAAACUAUCGAUCAUUUGGUCUCCGUAGGGUAUCAGAUCUGCAAAUCAGAUGUGAUUUUCCAGUUGGAGCAAGGAAAAGAGCUGUGGAGUGAAGCAACAGUGUUUCUGCAAGACAAGAGUCCAGGCAUGAGAAGUCACCUUAAAAAACAAGAAAUGAUAUUAAUGCAACAGAUCGCCAAGAAGGGCAUAUUCCUCACCAAGCCAAUAAAAUGUCGCCCUCCAGAGGAUCCCAUUGAACAUAUUGAUUUGGGAGAUGAAUUUACUCAGACAUCUGCACUGACUCAACAUCUGUUAAUUCACAUGGGAAAGAAGCCUACUAUGAGUCAACAGUGUGGAAAACCACUUAGUCCAGAUUCAUCCCUUAGUGGACAUAAUGAAAUGUACACUGGGCAUAAAUUAUGUGACUGUCAUCUAUGUGGGAGAGCCUUCAGUAAUUGUGUUAGCCUUAGAUGGCACAAGACGACUCACACUGGAGAGAAACCAUUUAAAUGUCAUCUAUGCGGCGAUGGCUUUCUACAAAGCUCUAACCUUAGAAAUCACAAUCAAAUCCACACUGGAGAGAAACCAUAUGAAUGUCAUCUGUGUGAUAAAGUCUUCAGUCAAUGUCGUCACCUUAAACAACAUGAGAAAAUCCAUGCUGGAGAGAAACGUUAUGAAUGUCAUCAAUGUGGGAAAGCGUUUAGUCAAAGCUCUGGCCUUAGCCAGCACAAGAGAAUCCACACGGGAGAGAAACCACAUGUAUGUCUUGUAUGUGGGAAGGCUUUCAGUCAAAGUUCUGAACUUACACGACAUAACAGAAUACACACCAGAAGGAAACCAUACGAAUGUCACCAGUGUGGAAAUGCCUUCAGUCAAUAUGCUAAUCUUAGACGACAUGAGAGAACCCACACUGGAGAGCAGCCAUAUCCAUGUCAGCUAUGUGGGAAAGCCUUCAGUCAUCGUUCUUCCCUUAAACGACAUGAGGAAACCCAACACUAA
Rhinolophus ferrumequinum (greater horseshoe bat) is the source of this 1107-nucleotide messenger RNA. RefSeq names its product zinc finger protein 596-like. Gene Ontology annotation, cellular component: nucleus. Gene Ontology annotation, biological process: regulation of DNA-templated transcription. The transcript is spliced from 5 exons. The coding region runs from base 1 to 1107 and encodes 368 amino acids. The record is from RefSeq and is a predicted model, not a curated record. NCBI's taxonomy places the organism in Eukaryota, Metazoa, Chordata, Mammalia, Chiroptera, Rhinolophidae.